CUCCGAUAGUGGGGCACACUGGUGCAGAAUAAGCACGCAGAAGGAGGAAGCCGUCACCCUGCAGCCUUGGGUUUCCCGCUGUAAAGAAACCCACACACUCCGUCUGCUGUUCUUUCUCUUUCGAACAGGAACAUAGCAACUUUUAAUAUGAAUCACGAAUUCAAUUCUAAAAAGCAACAAGAAGUGGAAAAACUCAUCAACGAAGAGUACAAGACAUGGAAAAAGAACUCGCCUUUUCUUUAUGACUUGCUGAUUUCACAUGCACUAGAAUGGCCAAGUUUGACGUGUCAAUGGUUUCCAGAAGUAGAAAAUCAUCCCGAUGAGAAUUAUAAAAUACAGCGACUUUUGCUAGGCACGCACACGAACGAUGACGAUCGGAAUUACGUCCAAAUUGCUACCGUACGACUACCCAACAAUGAAAACGCUCCAAAUGGCAAGAGCACUGAUGAGAAUGCCAUGGAAACCGACGACGAUAACAACACAAGCGGCACUGCACCAUACGAUUCGCAUAUCAAGAUUGAACAGAAAAUUGUACAUGAAGGCGAAGUAAACCGAGCGCGUUACCAGUGCGACAAUACCGACAUGAUUGCGACAAAGUCAAGGGCUGGUGAAGUCUAUGUAUUCAACAGAAAAGAAUUUAGCCAAUUUCCACGCGUAUUUGAGCGCUUCAAUCCUACGUUGCGGCUAUCAGGACACGACAAGGAAGGAUAUGGACUGGCAUGGAACCCACACAAGAGCAAAUCUACGCAUCUGAUCAGUGGUAGCUUUGAUGCACGCGUUUGUUAUUGGGAUAUUGGUGCCACAUCGAAAGAAAACAAAGUCAUCGAGCCGUUGCGAGUAUAUACUGGACAUACAGCCCCUGUUGAGGAUGUUGCUUGGCAUCCUCAAUUCGAAUCAAUAUUUGCGUCUGUUGGGGACGACUGCAAGUUGAUGAUUUGGGAUGUCCGAAGCAGCUCACCAGCUGAUUCUCCGGUGCACGACAUUUAUGCACAUAAUGGCGGGGUCAAUUGCGUCGGAUUCUGUCCGAGCAGCCAAUUUGUGUUAGCAACUGGUUCCGGCGAUAAGACAGCCGCCCUGUGGGAUUUGCGAAAUACUCAGCAAAAAUUACAUGAAAUGCACGGUCACUCAGGGGAAAUUCUUCAAAUUGAAUGGUCACCCCAUCACGAAUCUGUUCUUGCGACGGCAGGCAACGAUAGACGAGUGUUAGUCUGGGAUAUGUCAAGGAUAGGAGAAGAGCAGUCGCCUGAAGAUGCACAAGACGGGCCGCCAGAAUUAUUGUUUAUGCACGGGGGUCACACCAACAAGAUCUCCGACUUUGGUUGGAACCCUGUAGACCCGUGGAUGCUGGCAAGUGCGGCUGAGGAUAACAUUGUACAAGUGUGGCAGAUGGUAUGUUGGAUCUUGAUGAGCGAGAGAGUAGCAGUGACGCUUUGUGACAACAAAAAUUUACCAAGUGGCUCUUUUAUAAAAGGCAAGUACUAUUUAUGGGCCGCCUAUACCAGAAGAUCUGGAAGAAGCAGCGAAGGGAGAUGAGGAUAGCGUAGCAGCAGCAGCAACUACCGGCGGGGGUGAUGCCAUGCAGGAAUGAUGAUCAGAAAAUUUCAGCAUAAUAAAUUUUUGCAGGUUUCCCAGCAGUCCCAUCCAAAACUAAAUUUUUCUCUAACAUAUAUUGAGAGCACAUUCUAUAAAAGCCUGGCACAUAAAUGCGAGA
Molecule: messenger RNA, 1711 nt
Organism: Zychaea mexicana
Lineage: Eukaryota; Fungi; Mucoromycota; Mucoromycetes; Mucorales; Lichtheimiaceae
Product: WD40-repeat-containing domain protein
Exons: 7
Coding region: 148-1533 (461 amino acids)
Biological process (GO): regulation of gene expression
Cellular component (GO): cytoplasm; nucleus; Rpd3L-Expanded complex
Molecular function (GO): histone binding
Source: RefSeq, a predicted model, not a curated record